Molecule: messenger RNA, 5151 nt
Organism: Larimichthys crocea (large yellow croaker)
Lineage: Eukaryota; Metazoa; Chordata; Actinopteri; Sciaenidae
Gene: nkain2
Product: sodium/potassium transporting ATPase interacting 2
Exons: 7
Coding region: 1421-2047 (208 amino acids)
Biological process (GO): regulation of sodium ion transport
Source: RefSeq, a predicted model, not a curated record
CUCCCCAGCGGAAUAGCCGUGUUUUUGCGCGGUGUUUGACUUGACAGAUGGCAGGCGAGAGACGCUCCUCUCUCGGCUGUCUCUCUCGGUCCGUUGGUCCAUCCCGGUUCCCAUUGUCUCCCCCUUUUUUUUUCCUCCACUCCUUGAAGACAAACCCCCGAGACGACAAACUUAAACUUAACCGUUAUUUUCCGCUCGUACGUUCACGUUUUGGACACUUAGCUCAACCUGAAAUUUCACCCUGUCCCCUUCUCCAUCCGAAACGUGGACAUGCUUAUUUUUAUUUUUUUUUAAAUGUCCUGCUUUUUUUCUUGUUUUUCUGGUUUAACGUUGUAGAGAAUUAUUCGCUGUAACGGAGUGAAUUAACCGACCAACGGCUGACGGUUGGUGACAAACCGGUGUGGUUGUGUUUGUGGAGCUGAUGCUGAGAUGAACCGGAGCAGGAGGACUUCUUAUUAGACAACAGAAGAGACGCCGAAAUCAGCUUUGACAUAUCACAACACCCUCGAAACAAUUCUUACUCACCAAAUUCAGGAGAAAGAAAGAAAAAAAAGGCAGAUAUGCUGGAUUAUUAUCGCGGGUUCUGGUGUUAAGGACGCAGUGUUUUGUUGUUGUGUUUGGUGUGAUUGACCGUUAAAGGAUGUUGCCGCUACAUGCCCGUUACUUCCCCUGAGACGAGACAAGAAGACGUGGACCACAUGCACUUGUUUUCUCCACCCCUGAAACAAAUGAGCUAAAUCUAACUAGCUCUUAUUUGGGAUUUUUUUUUCUCCAAACAAAAGAGCGUUUAAUCCGGCGAGUACACACAUCUAAUCCCACCGUUUCUCACAGCUUUUGACAGUCUUUGAACGCAUUACUGUACUGUGCUCAUUCACUGUUGAUGAGGGAGGAUGCGUUCAAUGGACAUAGUUGUUGACCGGACUUUCUAGACACCAGCAUAGGCGAUGACUGGACAAGUGGACCUUGUGUGGACAUAACUUGAAGAAGAGUCGGUUUCUUUUGUGUCAAGAGAUUUGAUUGAUUUAUCAGACUGCCUUCACUUGCAGAGGCUCAUCAACAACAAUCUGUGGACUUCCCCAAAGACCACCUUCCAUCUUUGAUCCCUGACCCCCCCUCUGUGUGUGUUGGAAAUCCAAGGGACCACGUUGUUUCCCGGCUGUUUACCUGUCAGCAAACACCCCUCCUCUAUUUGAAUGAAGUAGUAACCUUUUAGUCCCCUGAGCUCCAGCGAGUAGCAGCAGGGGCUGCACUCUGUCCUGUGAGGCCGAGCAGGGAGCGCCUCUACCUGGGCUGCCAGCCAGGCAGACGAGCCCUCCGGGGGCUUUUUUUUUUUUUUUUGGUCCAGCUGGUAGAUUUGGGAAUUUUACCCAGAGUUUCUUCUCCGAGUGGAUCUCUGGAGAGAAGGAGGAAGGAGGACACCAUGGGGUGCUGUAGCGGCAGGUGCACCUUGGCCUUCAUCUGUGGCAUGCAGCUGGUCAGUGUGUUGGAGCGUCAGGUGAUAGACUUCCUGGGCUACCAGUGGGCUCCGAUCCUGACUAACUUCCUCCACAUCAUCGUCGUCAUACUGGGCCUGUUUGGCACGAUUCAGUUCAGGCCGAGAUAUGUCACUGGGUACGCUGCCUGGCUGGUCGUCUGGAUGACCUGGAAUGUUUUCAUUAUCUGUUUUUACCUGGAGGUUGGAGAUCUGUCCAGAGACUCUGACCUUGUCCUGACGUUCAACCUGUCCAUGCAUCGCUCCUGGUGGAUGGAGAACGGCCCGGGGUGCAGGGUGACACCCAUCACUCCUCCUCCCUCCUGGGCACCCGAGGACCACCGAUAUAUAUCUAUAUCUGGCUGUCUGAUGGAUUUUCAGUUCAUAGAGGUGGCUCACUCCUCACUGCAGAUACUCCUGGCUUUGAUGGGGUUUAUCUACGCCUGCUAUGUGGUCAAGCUCAUUUCAGAAGAAGAGGAUAGCUUUGAUUUUAUAGGAGGGUUCGACUCGUAUGGUUACCAGGGGCCUCAGAAGACCUCCCACCUCCAACUACAGCCCAUGUACAUGUCAAAGUAAAGGAGCGCUGCCUUACAAAUCACCACCGCUUAACAUCCUGCUUCUACUACUCCGACUGUCUUUUAAUACAACAACAACAACCAAGGCACAGACAGGAUACAGAAGACACUAAGAUAUUCUGUGUUUCAACCUACAAAUCCCCUCCCAGUACUUGGUCAGAUUGCCUCCCUUGUCUGCCUGUCUGCUGUUUUUAAAUGGAGUUAGGCGUGUUCCUGAUGAAACACUGGCCUCGUGUGGUUAAACAUAGUAACUGCACACCAGUACAGGCAGCUCUGGUAACAUCUGCAUUCUUGUUUUGUUGUUUCUUUUUUUUGUCUCUGAGUGAAGCAAUCAGGAGCCAGUGACUUGCUUCCUCUUGUGCUGUUGGGUAUCUGCAUUGUGAAUGAAACCAAAGAGGCCACAACUCAUUGGUGAUUCACUGACGCGUCACAUCCGGCUUCCAAGGAGAACUCAUGGAGUUGCUGAAGUUACUUCAAGCUACUGCAGAAAUCUAUCUCAAAUGUUGUGGUAUCUAACAGCUCUCCAAUGCAGAUAUUCCUCACCAAAGAGUAAAAAAAACAAAACACAGAGACACGUCCUUGUGUACACAAUAGAGCCCGUUUAACCAUAUGUGGAACGUUUUGCUCUUUGUGUCUGACAGAUUAGACACCGGACUUUCCAACUGAGCAUCUACUAACAAGGUUACCGAUACAGGAAUGUCAGACAUCUUUUUUUCUGAGAUUACUUUUGGGUGAAUUUGGGUUUUUGUUGCAAACAGUGACAGAGAAAAGAUGAAAGUCACGGGCUGGACGCACAAGUACAUGCUACACAUUUUAUUCUGUUGUUUCAUCAGAAAUGUUGAAUGUUAAAUAACAGUGUGAUGUGUAGAUUAACAUACUUUCUUGUCAUAUGUGCAUGUGUACAGGAAACAAACACAUACAUACACACACACACACACACACACACACAACAGAUCUAUUACCGUUUAACUUUUUUACUACUAAUGUGAAUCUUAAUGUUUACAGUAGAAAUUCAGUCUGCCCGGACAGACAGACUUCACACCUGACAGACAGAUGCAGCAGGUAGAUAGACAGGCAAACUCGGAGACAGACAGGAAACUUUUUCGCUUCAGCAUCCCAAAGGCUAUGGGGUGUUUUCUGCCAUAUUACUACAGACGGGACAAUGGUUCCCAGUGUGUCUUUUGGUCUCUUCCUGUCUAAAUAUUUUGUCUUCCAUCCGAGACAGACUGGCAGAGGUAGAUAGAGACAGAAAACGAGAAAGCAAGCGACCACAGAAGAGGGAUUGAGGUCAGUCAACAGUUUCCUUUCCAACUCAGACCUUUUGUGGCUCUCAAUGCCAAGGUUCUGUUUCCGUCAGCAGGCAAGUCCUUUUUCUGAAUUAUAAGACAAAAAAAAAAGCUGGAGGCCAGAUGAAGUGCCCAAUCAGCCUAAUCUUCAGAAUCGACCUCUUCCGAAUCACAGAAGUCUAGUCAGAUAGUUCAAGAGCAGCCAAAAUCGUCUGCAGGCGUCCCGUACAGAAAUGACAAUCACAGUCAUAGUGGCCUGAAUCUCGUCAUGGAUUUUCUUUUUUUUUUUUGUACCAUUAAAAUGUGACAAAAAGCUGACAAGAGGCUGUCAUCCUUAUGUGGGAGCAGGGAUUAUUUGAUUAAUUAUUUGUUGUUUUGAUAACACCCCAGUGGAUGACAACAAUUGGUGCAAAAAAGAGAAAUGAAAGAACGGAGGCUGAAUCUUUGUACGCGUUCGUUCUCGCCUGCAGACUAAUGAGGACAAACAUUAUACCAGAGAGAUGCCAGAGACUUAGCGGCCCCCCCCCCUGCCCCUCUUCACCUCACUACUCGAAUUUUAAUGUUGAAAGUGCCAACUAUAUCACCACAUGGAUAUCUGCAGAGCCUGGUUUCUGAAAGCUUACAGACUGGGACCAAAAAUAAUGGGUCUCAGGUUCACUUUUCUUGGGUUCCCAUGUAAGAAAAGUAGCAAGGCUUAAAAAAAAAAUCACAUUUGCAUUCCAGGCAGCCAGCAGGUUUUCUCUUGUAUUCUGCUCUGAAAAAUCCUUCCUACUGGAAAUGUGACUAAACAUGUUGCACUUGUGUUGCAAUCACUGGACCAAAUGUUUGAGGCCUUCUCCGUCAACCAAGGAACAUUUCUGGGUGCAUACACUGGCUUCUCUUGGCAUGAGGAUGGACUAACAGACCAUUUCCACUCUCCAAACUGAUCUCAAAGUCCACCUUCCACCCCAACCCUCCCCCCGUCUGCCAGUUAUCUUCAGCAGCUCAUGUUUUGUAAUAAAACUCUGUGGGUUACGUUCACAGUCGCUGCCCCGUGAGGCUCCUAUGACACUCACUCUGGAGGACAGAAACAACAUUUUGUGUGUUUGCAUGAGUUGUUUCCAAACUGUUGCGUAUUUAAUCUCAUGCUGCGUGUGACUAACUAGCUUCUUAAAAAUGGGAACUGUUUGGUUUGUUGAAUGCUCCUCAACUCUCUUCAAAGAGUCCUAAAUGUGAACUUUGUGAUUUUUUCUAUAAAUAACACAGUCUGAAGUGUCUGCCGAGUAAAGGAGAAAAAUAGCUACUACGAUGUAAAACGAUGAAAUGUAACUUUGAACUUCUAGACGUUUUUUAAUCACAUGUGGCCGUGUUUACUGUUUUUUCUAGUUGACUACUAAUGUAUGAUGUUGUGUACAAGUGGGACUACUAUGUUUUAUUUCUUCUAAUUGUACAGUGUAUUUGAAACGAGAGAGUAAGAGGAGGAUGGGCGGAAAGAGAACUAGUUGCACUAUAGUCUGUGAUUCUUUCAUUAACCAUUCUGUCAGGGCUGGAAAUUCACUUUCACUUCAGCACAUAAUUAACUUGACAAUAUUCAUUUAUAUUUGAAUUAUCAACCAACACCACACAUGGCUUUUUAAAUAAAUAAAAUGACUGCAGAUAAAGUGUCCUUUUUUUUCAAAAUUCAAACACAGAGCUGAUGUUGUGAAAAGGGUCACAUAUCCAUUAUUUAGAAGCGUAAUUGAAAAAGAUAGUUGGUCGUGUCAUUAUCAAAUUAAACUAUAUGAACUGAAAGUGAAUUCAUUCGCUAAUUUGUUUUUUAUUUAACUGAGUCAAUUGAAUA